AUGGCUCCCAAGGGAAAGAAGGUCGAACGCAAGGAAGAAAACAUCUCUCUCGGACCCCAAAUUAGUGAAGGUCGGUCCAGUAUUCUUUUCCUACGAAUUUUUCGUUCCGAGGGAUGAGGCUAGAUGGGGGAAGCUUGUGAUGGCUAAUCCCGGGCCCUUUUGCACGAGAGAACAGGUGAACUUGUCUUCGGUGUCGCUCGCAUCUUCGCUUCUUUCAAUGACACUUUCGUCCAUGUUACCGAUCUCAGGUGUGUUUCGACCAAUCAACCAUGAAUUCUGAGGGCAUGUAUAUAUAUAUAUAUAUAUUAUAUAUAUACAAGAAGAAAGAUAUUACAAGGGGUAGAGGCUGACGCUUCAUUGAUCCUUUGAUCUUUUCUUCUUCCAGUGGACGGGAAACCAUUGUUCGUGUCACCGGAGGAAUGAAGGUCAAGGCCGAUCGUGACGAAUCUUCGCCAUACGCUGCUAUGCUGGCUGCUCAGGAUGUUGCAGCCCGUUGCAAGGAGGUUGGCGUUACUGCUUUGCACAUCAAGAUUCGUGCUACUGGAGGUUGGUUGGGAUCGUUCGAAAGGGGUCUUAGGGAUGGAAAUGUUGACGGUUUCGUUUUUUAGGCAAUGGAACCAAGACCCCCGGCCCUGGUGCUCAGUCUGCUCUCCGUGCUCUUGCUCGUGCUGGUAGGUCUUCACUUCUGCUGCCCCCUGACUUGGCCCGUAUCACUAAUGCUUCAUCAGGUAUGCGUAUCGGCCGUAUCGAGGAUGUUACCCCCACACCUUCCGACUCUACUCGCCGCAAGGGUGGUAGGCGCGGUCGUCGGCUGUGA
Messenger RNA from Tuber aestivum (summer truffle), 817 nucleotides. NCBI's taxonomy places the organism in Eukaryota, Fungi, Ascomycota, Pezizomycetes, Pezizales, Tuberaceae. The record is from the annotation of a GenBank genome assembly.